Molecule: messenger RNA, 756 nt
Organism: Penaeus vannamei (Pacific white shrimp)
Lineage: Eukaryota; Metazoa; Arthropoda; Malacostraca; Decapoda; Penaeidae
Source: RefSeq, a predicted model, not a curated record
CCCCGACCUGGCCGUCCGAGCAGCCGAGCCGAUGGCGCCGCCCAGCGAAGACGUCUACGACACGACGACGGAGCCGCCGGGAGAGGUCCUCAUCCUGAGCUACGACAAGUUCUGCGACGACGACCGCAGGAACGACGGCUCCCUCAGCGACGUGCAGAAUCUGACGCGCCUCUUCACGCAGAUGGGCUACGGACUGCAGACGCACUGGAACCUCUCGAAAGGGGACACUAUUCGCACCGUGAAGGCCUUCAGUGCGAAUAAGCGGUUGAAGGAGGCGGGUUGUGUGAUCGUCGUCGUCCUGAGCCACGGGAGGGACAGACGGACCUUCUACACGUCCGACGGGAGUCCCCUGAGGGUCGACACCGUGAGGGACUUCUUCCUGGAGGAGGCGUGCCCGCUCAUGAAGGGCAAGCCGAAGAUUUUCCUCUUCCAGAUGUGCAGGGGAGAGGACGAGCCGACGGAGUUCGAGACCGACAGCAUCGACGCCGUGAGAGAACCGCCCAGGAACAUGAUGGUUAUCUACAGCACCACCGAAGGCUUCGUCAGCAUCCGCCACAAGGACUCCGGGUCGCCCUUCGUCAACGCCUUCUGCGAGGUUCUGGCCGAAGAGGCGUGGCAUCUUAGCCUGGACGAGCUCCUGAGGAAGAUUCAGAAGCGGUACAACACCGAGGGAUUCGGAGCAGUGAUCGAUAAGCAGGACUUUCACUUCAUGAAGCGAUUCUAUUUCAAUCCCAGAGGCAGAUGUGCCAGCUGAUU